AUGAACAGUUCAGAAAAUUUUAACAAAUUAUAUUUUUUUAAAACAGUGCAAAAGAAUGAAGAAACAUAUGAAAAUGUUAUCUAUGCAAUAAGUAUUAUAUAUGUUAUAUUAUCUUUGGUCUUUUUCAUUCUAGAAUUUUAUAUAAAAUGGAGAAAACACAAUGAACUAAAGUAUAUGAUGGGGAUAAGGGACAACCAAGUCCCAGGAACUAAACAAAAUGAAAUAAGUAACAAAAAUAGUACACACAUUUUGCCUGACCAAAAUAGCCAUUAUGAACACACAUUAGAAAACUCAAAGACAAUAAAUACUAGACAACUGAAAGAUUUAAACAAAAAUAAAAAUGCACACACAAAUAUUUAUAUAACAACAAGCUAUAUAUUUGUAUAUAUUUUGUUAAUGUUGUUAGGAAUAAGACAAUAUAAUAUAACCGAAUAUGUUUUGUAUUUUUAUUUUAUGCUAGCUAUAUGUGAGUUUAUCACACCCCUAACGAUAUCUAUGAAGUUAAUAAACUUUGUAACAAAAUAUUAUAAAACCCAUUUUUUAAAAAGAGAAAAAAUGAAUAAUAAUAAUUCAAAUAUGAUGAUUAAAAAAAGGGACAUAUAUUUUUUUUUUUGUUAUUUUGCCAUUUUACGGUUUUUAAAAAAAACAAAAAUUUACGAUAAAAUUAUGGUUAAGAAGAACAAGCCAAUUCAUGAGCCAGACUUAAAAACUGAAAAUAAUAAAAUAGAGAUCAAAAAUAAAAAUCUCUUUUCAAAAUAUUUCGCUAUAUUAAAACAAAAUAUAAAGAAAAAAAACAACUAUAUAUUUUAUAAUUAUUUUGGUAUUUUCUCUUUUUUAAAAAAUUGUAUAAUACACACCCUGCACAUUUUAAAAAGGUGGAUAUAUAGCCAUAUAAAGACAAAAGAUAAAAAUAAAAAUAUGAAUGAAACAGGGCCCCUUCUUAGAAACAUUGAAACUGUUAAUACUGAUAUGGGAAAAAGAGAAAUAAAUUAUAAUUCCAAUUUAAAAGAAAACAUAAAUAUUUCUAAUAUUGUUGUAAAUAAUUUUAAUACGCCAAAUGAAAAUACAAAAUCUGAAAAAGAAAAUAGUAUAUGUAACAAAAAUAAAAUAGCUAAAAAAAGUUUAGCAAUUGAAAAAUCUGUUAUUAAAAAGGAUGACUUAAAACUUAAAGGAUUAGACAGUUCAGAUAAAAUAACUAGCCAUUUGUCUAUGAAAAAAAAUGAGCUUAAUAAAAUAAUAAAAAACACAAAUAAAUAUAAAGAUUACUAUAUAAAAUAUAACAAAUAUAAUAAAGCAAUUAAUGAUAUGGAAGAAGACCAAUUCGAAUUUGAGGAUGACGAAUAUUUUGUGAAUACAAAUUUGAGUAUGAUCGAAAAAAGACAAUUUAAAGUAAUUGAAAAUAAUUCAAAUGAUAUGAAUAAAUAUGGAGAAAAAAAAAAUAUUAAUCCUAAUAAACUAGAACUUAAACAUAUUUAUGACCAAAAUAAAGAUAACUCUUUAUAUUUUUCAAAUACUUCAUCCACAGAAGUUAAUGAAAAAGAAACAACCGAAGCUGAUCAUAAUGAAGAAAGCAUUUCAUAUAAAGAUAAAUGCAUAAGUAAAGAAGAAAAUGCUAACAAAAGUUAUUUUUCGAAAACUGAAUAUGCUCAUACCACAAGUUUAAAUAUAAACAAAAGAAACACAAUUCGUACACACGGAUUAACAUACAAAAUAAAAAAAAAUGAUAUGGGCAACAAAAAUAUAUCUUUUGAAAAAAAUAUAAAAAUAAUUUUAUCCAAUUUUAAAAGAAGAAUGGAAGUGUGCAUAUUUUUAAACGUUAUUUAUAAAAUUGCAUUACUCCUAAACAUUUUAAUAAUUUUUUUUGUAAUGAGUAUUAUGUUGCAUAUUAAUUUGUAUAUUCUUACUACUAAUGUAAAACCGUUUUUUUUUUAUAAAAUUAUUUCUAUUUUAAUUCAGUGUUGUUAUUUUGUUUUUUUCCAUUUACAUGUAUAUGAAUAUAAUAAUAUGAUAAAGUGA
Messenger RNA from Plasmodium vinckei vinckei, 2016 nucleotides. RefSeq names its product conserved Plasmodium protein, unknown function. The record is from RefSeq and is a predicted model, not a curated record. Lineage: Eukaryota; Apicomplexa; Aconoidasida; Haemosporida; Plasmodiidae. The transcript has a single exon. The coding region runs from base 1 to 2016 and encodes 671 amino acids.